AAUUUUUGGCUUAGGAUUUAUCUUAGAAUUUAUCCUGGUGGCACUGUGGGGACAGUUUGUGCCAAAACUGUGUAGUGUGAGUCUGACCGCUUGCUCAUACUGUAGGACAGCAUUCGUGCUCAGUCUUCCCCUUCCAGAAGGAUAUGGAACUUAGACUGGAAAUAGCAAUAUUCUUUGAAGGUUACUGUGGGAUUGCAGCCUACACCUGCCUGGAGAUGGAUGCUGUGCUCCUGGGGGGCUGUGCAGCCAUCCCAUUGCUGCUCUGUCCCUGAUGGUACUGCACUGGGCAGUGCUGCUGGGUGACAGAGUGGCCUUGGGUCAAACAAAGCCAGUGAAAGGCAAUAAGGACACACAUCCAUGUGCUCUCAGACCUCCUGCAGCCCUAAUAGGCUGCACCACAAGUUGCCAGUGCUUCUUUGACCACUGAACAUCCCUGACAAUCUGUACACAGAGUUUACAGAGUCCCCUCAUGCUCAGUGCCAGCCUCAUAAACGCCCAAUUUGUAUUUUGCUUUCUAGGGACAAUUUGAGGUUGAUACUUUUUAUUCAUGUUUCAUGAAAGAUUUCAAAACCCAGAAACUAUUUCUGUGGAAUCAUCACAAGGAAUUUACAUAGCAAGAUAAACACUGAAACUCUACUUUUCCCCUUCAUCACUCAUCAAUGUUCUCAGUGCUCUGGAAUUUGCAGUGGAUUUUACACUAUCCCUAAGAGCACCUAGUCUCCUCUUCUGAACUUCCUUUCUUUGAGUCAUGAAAUAUCUGAUUUCUUUUCUUGGAUGGUUUUCUGCUCUGCCUCAAUGGGCAAAAAAACCCCCUCUUUUUACUCAUAAUCACCGUCUUUCCUCCUCUGCCUGAGGUUCUUUUGUUGUUUUCGUUUUUGGUUUUUUUUUUUUCCAUUGAAACUCACAAAGAGUUUUCACUCUAUUUUCACGUAGUUUUUAUACCUGACUUUUGGGAAAUACCAUUCCUUCAGAUCAUUAAUCUCAGCUGAGAGACCUAGGUUUAUCCAAGAUGUUGCAAUCUCCUCUGUAUUCUUUAGGCUAAAGGUACUCCCCUAGUGACAGUCCUCAGUGAUUGGCCUGCUCUUAAGUAAACAGGCAACUUGAAUUUUUGUCCUUUACAACAGCAUGACCAAGUGAGAAGAGGUGUGUGUACAGACAGUCCCUGAAAUCAAACUGGGGUGUUUCUGUCUGCCGGUAGAGAGACUUCUCUAAUUGUUCAGAGAGAUUGCCCUCGUGUGCCACAGCCCUGGCUGCACCGGCCAAAUGCUCAACACCUUGGUCAUGUCACUCCCUUGGGGGGUGUGAGUCAGAGAGCAGCCUCAGCGCUGUACUCAGCACAGAUCUCAGCUCUGUGGGUAGUAAACGAUACCUGUUUCCUUUUCUGGCAAAAACAAGCUUCAACACUUGCCAGGACUUGCAGGUGAGCAGCCUGGUUUCCUCUUCUCUCAGACAAUUUUCAGGGAAGGUCUCACUGUGCCUGCCUGUGUUUGGGAAGCUCAUAUGUGGUUCUCUGUCCUUGCAUACUCUAAAGCUUGUCCCCAGACUCCCCUGAAUUCAUCCUUGAGCUGAAACUCAUGUAUAAGGGUAAACAUCUGAUUGUGAGUUAUUAUGAGUAUGGGCAGGUGCGCAGAGCAGCAGGUGUGCAGAGCAGGCACAGCUGCAUUACUCUGGUUUCAGAGUGAAGGCACAAGCUUCACAACUAGACCAGAAAAUGGGAAUGGCCAGACAACAGUGCUCCAGUCCAUGUUGCUGGUGGCAGCUGGUUGUAGAGCCAGGAAAUAAUGCAAGAACAGUGAUCCUUCCCCAAAAUGCAUUAUAGCCUGCCCUGAUCCAUGUCUGAAUAAACCUUGAGCCGGUGCCAGUACUUUUAGCUUUAAUUUUGUUCCCUCGAUUUUCCCUCCAUAAAUUCAGCUGUUUGUUUUUUAAACUUCUGGCACUUGCAGCAUUCUACAGGAAGGAGUUUUGCAGAUUUACUCUGUAUUUCACAGGAAAGAGCAACACCUUGUUUCUUUUGAACCCUGUGACUUGCUGUUUCAUUUGAAGUCCCCAAGGUUCUAGAGGAAAAGGGCGGACUUGUAGGACCACAUGUGUUUAGCUCAGGUUUAUAUUGUCAAGAAAAACCUUAAAAAGAUUUUGUUGUUUAUCUGCAGGCUGCUUUUUCUUCUCUCUCUCCCACUUACUCCUCCAUCCACCCAGGGGAAACACCUCUGCUGAACCUUAGCUCCAAGCUCUGUUUUGCAGGCAGCACCCAGAUGUCUUUGCCCAGAUGUCAGGAGGAUCUAAGACCUCUGCAAAUCUUCCCUGGGAUUAGUCAGGAUUGUGUCCAGCCUGGUCAGCAGUGAGAGGCAGACUGUGUUUGACCAUGGUAGCAGUUGAAGCAGCCAAAGAUCACAGCUUUCAGGGCUGGAGAGGGCAACAGCACAAGGAAAGUUUAACCCUUCAUCUGCUGCUCACUCCUGCAGGGCUGCCAUUCAGUACAAAGUUUUACAAAAAAGUUGUUGGAAAAGACUUUUUUCAAAUGACUCACAUUGCCCAUAAACCACAGGUCAGUGAAUAGCACCAAAACCAGAGCUUUUACCUACACAGAUGAAUUGAAACCAUCAUUUCCAGGACCAAAGCUCAGAUUUCCUCCUUGGUAUUGAAAUUUGUGGUCGAUGGAGGGAGCAUCCAUUGGAGGGACUGACAGGAUUUAUUUGAUACUGACUACACACAGGGAAUCUAAUCUGAAAAUACGAUUUAAAAUUAUUCAUUCUCAAAUACUGGAGACAGAACAAGCAUAAACCAAUCUAUGUUUGGUCAGCAGACAUGACCUGGAAUUCCUAAUCAUCUGGAGAUAAACCAAGCUAAUAAUCAACCCUCUUCUUGCAGUCAUUCAAACAUUCAUAUUUUCCCACCAGUUUUAAUAAGGUUACAGUUUUGGGAGUAGUUUAAUUCCACUCUUCACAUGAUGGAUUUCAUCUGGCUGUAGCUAAAAUGUGUUUACAUGUAACACACUGAAGUUGUGUGAGGCUGGCUGAACUCCUGACUUCUCCUGCAAACCUCUCUCUCGUGAGGACUCUGAAAGGAAUCGUGUCUCCUCCCCAGCUUCUCAGUUUUCACCUGUUACCUUUGUUUUUUCUUCUCUUCUGAAUCAGCAACUAACAAAUGACUACAGGGCCAGAGACUGUGCCUCAGAAUGCCCCAAAAACACUGGAAUCUUUCUCGUCUGUGAGUACAAAAUGCCGUGGUCUGUGGUGGGAAUGUGUCACAAAUGUUUUUGAUGGGAUCCAAACUUGUGAUGAGUAUGACUCCAUCUACGCCGAGCAUUCUGUGAAACUGGUCCUGACCCGAGCCAUGAUGAUAACAGCAGACCUCCUGUCAGGAUUUGGAUUUCUCUUCCUGGUCCUGGGACUGGAUUGUGUGAAAUUUCUUCCUGAUGAGCCGCUCAUCAAGCUGCGAAUCUGCCUGGUGGCUGGGGUUAUGUUGCUCCUUGCAGGUCUCCCUGGCAUCACGGGCUCCGUGUGGUACGCCGUGGAUGUCUACGUGGAGCGCUCCUCUCUGCUCUUCCACAACAUCUUCCUGGGCAUCCAGUACAAGUUUGGUUGGUCCUGCUGGCUUGGCAUGGCGGGGUCACUUGGCUGCUUCUUGUCCGGGUCCCUGCUCACCUGCUGCAUGUAUCUCUUCAGAGAGAGCAGUUCUGGAAGAUUCCAUCCUGCCUACUCCUUGAGGAAAGGCUAUUCCUCAGCUGCGACUGUUGUAACCAACGUGCAUUUGCCUUCCUCGCAAACAGCCACCUCCAAAAUGUAUGCAGUGGACACAAGGGUGUGAGGAGGAGCAUUUGUUUCAACAGUAUUGGUGGAAGUGAGAUAAAUCAGCCAUUCCUGAAUCAGACUGCAGUGUUCUGCAUGAAGACCCCCAAACUGCAAGAUGGAUCUGUUCCAUGUCUGGCAAUGUGUCAACAGAGUGUACAAAGGAGAAAAUCCUGCCAAAGGGAGGGAAUGACUGCCUGACCAACAUCUGGACCCUGUGCCCUCAGCAGGGGGGUCUGCCCCUCUUACAGGCACCUGGGGAGCGCUUCAAGAGAUAAGAACUUUGUUAAAUAUCUGACCCUCUCUUUGGUCCAUGAGUCUGCACUGAGAAAUGAUUGUAAAUGCAGGUGCAUUCUUGCCUGAAAAAUACAGUCCUUCUCAGUCAGUGUUAAAAGGUACACUACUAAACUGUGAAAUCUGGAAAUUGCCAGCUUCAUUCUGCUUAAUAAAAACAUUGCUUGGGCAA
This is a messenger RNA of Serinus canaria (Common canary), 4254 nucleotides long. RefSeq names its product claudin 16 (gene CLDN16). Gene Ontology annotation, molecular function: structural molecule activity. The coding region runs from base 3145 to 3807 and encodes 220 amino acids. Gene Ontology annotation, biological process: cell adhesion; bicellular tight junction assembly. The transcript has 6 exons. Gene Ontology annotation, cellular component: bicellular tight junction; plasma membrane. The record is from RefSeq and is a predicted model, not a curated record. Lineage: Eukaryota; Metazoa; Chordata; Aves; Passeriformes; Fringillidae.